Molecule: messenger RNA, 3620 nt
Organism: Periophthalmus magnuspinnatus
Lineage: Eukaryota; Metazoa; Chordata; Actinopteri; Gobiiformes; Gobiidae
Gene: ttyh1
Product: tweety family member 1
Exons: 15
Coding region: 1141-2922 (593 amino acids)
Cellular component (GO): smooth endoplasmic reticulum membrane; plasma membrane
Molecular function (GO): volume-sensitive chloride channel activity; intracellularly calcium-gated chloride channel activity
Source: RefSeq, a predicted model, not a curated record
CAUUUUGUAAUUAUACGACCAUUUUGGCAACUGUCGGUCACAUAGCAUAGGACAACUCCACUAGCGCGUUCCCAUCUGCUCUCAUCAUUUUGUCGCUCCAUUUUUCAUGCCUCGCUGCCUCUGAAUCAGUGUUUGAUGCUUUGCUGCAGCCUUGACUGAAACUGGUUUUGCCUACCAAUCCACUGCAUGCCUUCUCUAUUCAUUGUUCGCUCGCCCAUCUCUCGCGCCCUCCCUUCCCCUGCUCUCAGCAUCACUCCAUGGGAACCCACUUUUUUUUAUUUCACGUUGCCUUUGCCUGUAUCGCCCCCUCCCCAUAUCCACCCAUGUGCGCCUAUUCGUCUGUGUUACUCCAGUUUUAUGUGCAUCUCUACUUACUCACGUAGCUCCUGAACAUCACACCAGGCGAUAUUUGGGCCAGACAUAUCGUUUUUGCACUUAUCACGUGAGUGGGUUUUUGUAGUUUUUGCCUAUUCUUAUCACAGUGUAGAUAUUUUUAUUCUUUCGCUGCAUAAUCUGGUUAGGACUAGGUCUGUGCAGAGAUUGGCUGAUGGUUGGUGGGAGUGUGAGAGGAUGUUGCUGGGGUUGACAUCAAAAGUGGGAUCUCAGAGAUGGGUAGUGGCAGCAGGUAAUCCCUGUUAACAGAGUCAUUAUGGUCAGUGGAUAUUGUGUUCUUGUCAUGUUGUUUGUGAAGCUGCUUGGUGUUAAUCUAGGAAGGGCUACAAUGCAGCGAUAAAAAGUCCCUUAGGGGUGUCUCCUCAAUCUUAAUCCCUCUCUCCAUCCCUCUCUCUCUCCAUCUCUCUCUCUCUUUCUCACUGUGAAAGCCUCUCUCAUCCAUCACCACAAGCACCUCUCACUGUCACCAGACAACUAGACAGUUAUUGGCUUUUUAAUAUUCCACUAAACGCAAAAAGAAUUACUACUCUGGUUUUAUUUGUGUUUUGACUUUUCCCGUGGCUUGUCUCUUAAGCCCUUUUUUUUGUAGGAGGAUGUUUUUUCAAGAGCAUCUGGCACUGAUGGCUGGCAGAAUACCUCUUUGAGUGGGUAAAAAUUUCACGCACACCGGAGAGGAGCAGAGACAGGAGAGUUGAACCUCCCAACAGCCAUUAGAGGGUUGAGGAGGGGACCGGUGGCAGGAGGAAAAUGGCUGCCAUGACAACGGUGCCCAGCUACAGCCCAUCGCUAUGGGUGCGAGUCUGCCACGCCCUCCCCCGGCUGGACUUCACCAUGACGAUGAGGGACAACUUCUUUGUGCCCGACAGCUGGGAGUAUCAGCAGACUUUACUGGUUUUGUCCAGUUUAUCAGCCAUCGCACUCGUUAUCUCGCUGUUGGUGGUUCUGUCCUUCCUUAUCCACUACUGCUGCUGUCACCGUGGCGACCGGAGCGAGGGAUCGGAGGAAGAGGAGGAGGACGAAGAUGGCAGCACGGGUCACGGUUACAGCGGGAAGAAGGGCCGGGGCAUCUGCUGUGUCACAUGGGUGGCGGUGGCGGCUGUCACGUUGUGCUGCGUUGCCAUAGGCGUCGGUUUCUAUGGCAACAGCGAGGCUAAUGAUGGGAUGUAUCAGUUGACCUCGUCCCUCCUCACAGCCAAUUACACGCUCGCUUCUAUCGAUCUACUGAUUUCAGACACAAUUAGUGGGCUGCAGUUGUCCAUCACGGGUCCGCUGGCUUCGAUGGAGGAGCUAUUUACAGGAAGCAAACCGUUCCUGGUGUCGACAAGGAACUGCCGGAGGUUAUCUGAAAACGUGAUAAACAUGCUCUCCUCGAUCUCUCUGGCGCGUGGCAGUCUGGACUUAGGCCUGGGGAACGACAGCAGCACAGCGGGAGCCUCCAUCAUCCCCUUGACCCCUGUGCCCCCCUCUGUCGCCCCCACUGUGGUGCCCUCUAGUGGCCUCAUGCCCAGCCCCUUCAGCCCGGGCUGGGCCGCCAACACGCUCAUGGUCAACGAGGAUUACAGGUGGCUGUCGUAUGUCCUGCUUCUACUCUUAGACCUCAUCGUGUGUCUGUUCAUUCUUUUGGGACUGGCCAAACAAGCGCGCUGGCUCCUCAUUUUGAUGACGGUGCUGGCGUGGUUGGCUCUGUUCCUCAGCUGGGGCUCGUUGGGUCUGGAGACGGCCACUGUAGUGGCUCUUAGUGACUUCUGCUCAGACCCAAACUCCUUCGUCCUGAACUCCACACAGUUCAACAGUGGGACGAGUGCAGGUAAAGCAGAUGUUCUGGAUUAUUACCUCACCUGCAACCGCCGCAUGAACAGCCCGUACCAGCAGUUGCUGACCCAGUCUCAGAGGGCGCUGUCCAACAUUCACACACAUCUGUCCAGUCUAGACAGAAACGCGCUGCCGCAGUUCCCCAAAGCCGAGAAAUCACUCAGGGAGGUCCAGCAGAUCCUGAACUCCACAGAGGGAAACUUCCAUCAGCUUGUGGCUCUGCUCAACUGUCGAGGCCUGAACAAGGACUACAUCGACUCUUUGAAAGGCCUGUGUUACGACGGCAUGGAGGGGCUGCUGUACCUGUCGCUCUAUUCUUUCCUCUCUGCCUUGGCCUUCACUGCCAUCCUCUGCUCUCUGCCCGGAGCCUGGAGGAGCUUCCCAAGUGAAUCUGAAGACUAUGAAGACUCGGACAGUGAGAGUGAGGACCCCUUCACCUCGCAUCAGGCACGUAGACAGACGUCCUCGGGGUCUCAGCGAGGGGCCACUGCCCCCUUCUAUAAUUACCCGGGCUCCGGGUGGACACCCCCUUUUUCUAGUGCCCCGCCCCUCCCGACUCAAAACGUUUCCUCCAAUGGCAACCCUGGUUAUGAGAGCCUUCCCCUGACUGACAGGCAGUCCCCACCCCCCUCUUACUCUCCCAGCAUGCUGACUGGAUAUGGGGGAGGCCAAUCACACCCCAACCCCGCCCAUUCGAGGAACUUGUAUUCACGUUGAUUAUUUUUUUGUUAGGAAAUGUAUAGAAAAAAUGUUUAGUUUUCAUAUGAAUGGACACUUUACUGAAAAGAAAACGUACUAAUCUAAGCUGAAUGCUACAUGUGAGAUUUACUAUGAAACGUAACAUCUGAACCACUAAGUAUUAAAAAAGCACUUAAAGCAACGGGACUGCAAAUAUGUGGGAGAAUAAUGUAAAGGAUCGUCAAAGGUGGAAGUGUUUACCCCAUGUCUGUGAAACUUAUGUGUAAACUGUGAACAGUGACGAGCAGUUCAGAUGGUAUGGAGUUACUGCAAUGUAGUUUAUCUUCUUCAGAGGUGGGUAGCCAAAAUUGUACCGAAGUAAAGAGUAAAAAUGUAUUUGGUGAGUAUGUUAAGCUACUCCAGUAACUGUUUGGACGUAAUAUCUGGUUUACGAUGUAGAGUUAAGGUACACUGCCAGGCAAAGGUGCGGAAACAUCCUCGAAUUCAAGGUUUGUUUGUUUUUUUAUUUAUUUAUACUACUUUUUACAUUUUAGAUACACACAGAAGACGUCAAAUAUGUGAAGUAAGAUAUAUGGGAUUAUGUAGAAAAGAAAAAAAACUCUACGAAAUAUUUUUUUUAAUAUUCAAGUCCUCAAACUAUCCACCCUUUGCUUUGUCGAAAAAUAUUUUGUAGAGCAGUAGUUAUUUCACUUUUUCAUUUACUGCAUAAGUCCAUU